ACUUUCUCUCUCCGCAAAACAAUCUCUCUCUAUCUCUUCUGCCGGCGGCGAAAAUCCGGCAAUAUUUUCCGGGGAAAAUCUUCUUGAUCCGUAGAGAAAUCUUCUAUUUCUCAAUCGAAUCCAGUCGAAAUAAAUGCUGUUUGGAUUUUGGAACGAUAUCGUCGUUGAUGCUCGAAAAAAUUUGCCGGAAAAUCGAUAAACAGAAGCGAAGGUUCUAGGUUUCGGAUGGAUUUGUUGAAAACAUUUGUAUACGACGGCGGAGCCGGAGGCGUUGGUCAUUCGUUGAAAGAGGAAAUACUCGUGGAAGAAAACGUGGAGCUGAGUUUAGGAUUAUCGAUGAACGGCCGAUUUGGUGUCGAACGACGGUGUACGGUGGUUGAUAAUAAUUACAGCAACAACGAUAGGUUAAGCCGUUCAUCUUCCGUCACCGAUUUCUCGAGUUUUCCGUCGACAAACGACGAUCCGACGCCAUUGUCGUUGUAUUCGCCGUUAACGAGGACGUGUUCGCUGCCGAUUGAGACGGAGGAGUGGAAGAAGAGGAAGGAAUUGCAGUCGUUACGGCGGUCGGAGGCGAAGCGGAAACGAGUGGAAAAGCUGAAAAACGGUAGGGUCGUUAAAGGUUCAACGGCGGAGGAGAUUUAUGAGACAAAAAGAAGAAAUUUAACAAACGGAAACGAGUUAUGGCGAUCUUCACUACCGUCACUGUUACCUCCACUUCCACGGCCGCCUCCGGUUCCAUCACAGGUGUCCAUCGGAUCUCCGGCCAGCGGCGGAUCUUCGGGGGUUUCCGACUUGGAAUGUCAACAUUUUUCAGGAACAAAUAAAGAGGUUGAGUCGAAGAGCACGACGAGCAACCAAUCAAUUUCACAUAAGAUCUCAAGUUCGAGUUUGAACAGAUCGAACUUGGUUGCAUCUGAGCAUGUUGCAGGGAAACUCUCUGCAACAUCGUCUCAGAUCCUUAGCGGAAACCGCUCCUCUAAGGAUGAAACCCUAAAGGUGAUGUUAGCCGACAUGCCGUGUGUUUCCACCAAAGGAGAUGGUAUAAACGGCAAGAAGAUCGAAGGGUUUUUGUACAGAUAUCGGAAAGGCGAAGAAGUGCGAAUAGUUUGUGUUUGCCAUGGUAGCUUUUUGACACCGGCAGAGUUCGUCAAACAUGGUGGUGGUGGCGAUGUCGAACAUCCGCUAAGACAUAUUGUCGUUAACCCGCCUUCGCUCUGAUACUUAGAGAUGGGAAAUACUUGGAAAACGAUCUGUCGGGGUUCAGAAUUUUUGUAGGGGAAGGACUCGUUUUUUGGUCCUUUUUAUGUGUCGAAUGAAACGUUAAAUAAGGUUUCGUUAACGUCAUACGAGCUUUGUAGAGAACAAAUUUACAUCUCGAUGGAAGUAGUUUCGUUUUUUAUAUCUGAAUCAGUAAAACUUCUACCGUUUAUCUGU
Molecule: messenger RNA, 1434 nt
Organism: Cynara cardunculus var. scolymus (artichoke)
Lineage: Eukaryota; Viridiplantae; Streptophyta; Magnoliopsida; Asterales; Asteraceae
Product: ninja-family protein AFP3-like
Exons: 2
Coding region: 226-1218 (330 amino acids)
Biological process (GO): negative regulation of DNA-templated transcription; signal transduction
Cellular component (GO): nucleus
Source: RefSeq, a predicted model, not a curated record